AUCCAGAAUUAAAUAUGCAUCCCCUGUGGUCGUCAAUACCUAAAUCAUUAUCUGACAUUCUCGAAUCUGUUCAAAAGAGAGCACUGAGAAUAGCUUAUCCAGAUCUGUUAUAUGGUGAAGCCCUGGAAAUUUCAAACUUACAGUAUUUGAGUACUCGUAGAGACAUCUCUUGCAAGAAAUUCGUCGAAUCUCUGCGACGUGAUGUUUCACCCUACAAACCCUUUGACCAAAAUUAUGGAAAUUCGUCCCGCG
Molecule: messenger RNA, 252 nt
Organism: Paramuricea clavata
Lineage: Eukaryota; Metazoa; Cnidaria; Anthozoa; Malacalcyonacea; Plexauridae
Source: the annotation of a GenBank genome assembly